AUGAAUCAUACCGAAAUAGUUCUGGAAGAGUGGAGACUCUUAGAAUCUCUGAUCGAUGGGAAGGGCGCGAGCCCCAUCACACUCAGCGGUCGAACAUUGUCGAUUGCGGAGAUUAUAUCGGUAUCACGCCACAAUGCGUCCGUAGACAUUAGUCCGUCUGCAAUCGCAUCUAUGGGACGCAGCGUUGAUGCUCUUGGGAAAAGGCUACAGGAUGGAGAGGUCAUAUACGGUGUCAAUACCGGCUUCGGGGGAGAUGCAAGCGUACGCACUAAGAAGUUCGUUGCACUUCAGCGGGCACUCAUCAGAGAGUUUCACUACGGCGUCCUCCCCGUUGGAGAAAGAGACCAUAGUACGGGAUCACUAGAUGGUUCAGUAGGCAAGCACCGCCAUGACUUGACGAUCGACAGUUGCGACGACACUUCCUACUUGCCUUGGUCUUGGGCUCGUGCUGCAAUCCUUGUCCGGAUCAACUCUUUGAUUUCUGGAUGCUCCGCCAUCAGACCAGUGAUCGUAGAGAGAAUGCAGGACCUCUUGAAGCACGAAAUCAUACCGCUCAUACCUCUACGCGGUAGCAUCUCUGCCUCUGGCGACUUGAGCCCCCUGUCUUACAUCUGUGGCGCGGUCCAAGGGAAACCCACCAUCCGGGUCUUCUCCAAGGGUGGGGGACAGCUUUAUGCGGACACAGCUUUCCGAAACGCCAAUCUGGAGCCGGUAGCACUGGGGGCAAAGGAGGGACUGGCCGUAAUAAAUGGAACGGCUGUUUCAACUGCCGCAGCCGCCCUAGCUCUGCAUGACACGCAUAGCUUAGCCGUGAUGGGCCAGAUUCUUACAGCCAUGAGCGUUGAAGCAUUGAACGGCACCGAAGAGAGCUUCAGUCCAUUCUUCUCCAAGGUCCGACCUCAUCCAGGCCAGACCGAAGCGGCCCGCAAUAUCCUAGCCUUCCUCGAGGGUUCCAAGCUCACCAAAGUCAACGAUGGUGCUGGGAGUACACUGCGCCAGGACAGAUACUCCCUCCGAACCGUACCACAGUGGAUCGGUCCCAUCUUGGAAGAUCUGGUCUUAGCCCAUAAGCAGAUCUCCGUGGAGUGCAACUCUACCACUGACAACCCGCUCGCGACUCAGGAGGGAGAAUUCCUACACGGGGGGAAUUUCCAGGCCAAGUCCGUGACCUCAGCUAUGGAGAAGGCCAGGCAGGGCAUUCAAGGCAUCGGACGUAUGAUUUUCUGCCAGUGUACCGAGAUCAUCAACCCCGUGACCAACAGGGGCCUCCCUCCGAACCUGGUCGCCGAGGACCCUAGCAGCUCGCUCAUUUUCAAGGGCACCGACCUGAACAUCGCCGCCUUGACGGCUGAACUCGGCUUCCUGGCCAGUCCCGUCAACCACGUGCAGACGGCGGAGAUGGCGAACCAGUCCCUCAACUCCCUGGCUCUCAUCUCGACUCGGUAUACGCACACCGCCAACGAGGUCCUCUCCCAGCUGAUGGCCGCCCACCUGAUCGCCGUCUGCCAGGCCUUGGACCUCCGCGCCAUGCACGUCCAGUUCAUCGAGCUCUACCGACCUCGAUUCUUCGAACUCGUCGCCGAGCAUUACGGGGACUUGGAGCGGUCGAACCUCCGGCCGUCUAAGCCAGCGGCGGCUGACGAACUCUCGGAAUUGAUGUGGUCUGAGCUCCUGAAGUCAUUCGACACCACGGCGAACAUGGACGCCGAUGAAAGAUUCGUCUCCAUCGCGAAGUCGUUGCGCACAAUUGUUCUGGACCAUCGGAACUUCAAUCGAGACGCCGAGUUCGUCUCCCGGCAGGAGCGCUUCACAGACGCUCUCAGCUCUUCGUUGCACGAUGCCUGGUGCGCGCAGAGGGACGCUUACCUCGUACACGGCGACGCAAGCCCUCUGCUUGGCAAGGCGUCGAAGGCGGUCUACACGUUUCUGCGUCGUACACUCAACGUGCCUCUUCUAGCGACCAGGCACUUAAUGACCCCUAAGCUGGACGUAUCCGAGGGCGGACUUGGAGCGCGCGGGGCACAGGCCCCGACCGUGGGAUCUUAUACCGGAGCUGUCAGUCGCGCGCUUAGAGACGGCACGCUGGCAAAGGUGGCGGCUGAUGUUCUAGCGGGUGUCGUGUAGGUUAUAAAUUUUAUGCUGGCGGAUCGGCCGAAGAGAAGUUGAGGGGAUGAGCAGUCGUUACUCUGUCAGUUAGUUGCCUUCGCGCGUAGGGAGCCUGUGUUUAUGGUGCCCUGGCUCGGCUGUAUUAUUAUUACGCAUCUAGUAUUCACUACGAAGUCGUAUGGCUAUACUGAAGUGAGUCUACUGGUAUUAUAGUGCUACAUG
Durotheca rogersii is the source of this 2328-nucleotide messenger RNA. Its product is annotated as phenylalanine and histidine ammonia-lyase. Gene Ontology annotation, biological process: L-phenylalanine catabolic process. Lineage: Eukaryota; Fungi; Ascomycota; Sordariomycetes; Xylariales; Xylariaceae. Gene Ontology annotation, molecular function: ammonia-lyase activity. The transcript has 4 exons. Gene Ontology annotation, cellular component: cytoplasm. The record is from RefSeq and is a predicted model, not a curated record. The coding region runs from base 1 to 2124 and encodes 707 amino acids.